AUGGAAAUGAAACAAGAAGCUACUGAGAAAACUUGUAAAACAGAUAAUGAGACGUCUGAUGGCCCUUUGGAUUUGGAUGGCUUCAAAAUUAAAAUUAAGGAAGAACUUAAGACUGAAAGUGCAUAUGACGCGUUUGAUUAUUUAGACUCAAAUGUGUUCUCAGUAAAAGCUGAAGUAGAACAAGAUGAACAUAAAUUUACACCAUUUGAAGAAACGCAAACAACAAAUGAAGAAAAGUACAUUUUGGGAAUACAUAAACAUAGUGGAGAAGAACUUCACAAGUGUGAAACUUGUUUGAAGCAGUUUGUUACUUUAACCCUUUAA
This is a messenger RNA of Diabrotica balteata, 324 nucleotides long. The record is from the annotation of a GenBank genome assembly. Lineage: Eukaryota; Metazoa; Arthropoda; Insecta; Coleoptera; Chrysomelidae.